AUGGAAUCACUGCCAAAAGAAACAUUUCUUCUGAUACAAUCUUACAUUGAUAUACAAACUAAAUUAGAGUGUCUCGUUGUAUGUCGCAAGUGGUACAACUGGGUCAAAUCUGAUAGUCUGUACACCAAACUCACAUUUAAUAACGAAAAACGACUUGAACGUGCAAUUCGCUACCUCUAUCACCAAAGAUGCAAGAGGUCCGUAAGACAACUUGAGAUUCGAAACAUCUAUUUGCCAACAUUGCUGGUGACGACACUGCCAGACACAUUUCCCAGCCUCAAGAGCUUGACCAUAGUGCCGUUCGACAAUGCUGAUGAGGAUCAGUUUACGCCAGACGAUGUGAAUCUGCUUUCAUUCGACCUCUCCAUGCAAAAGUGGACGACCCUGGAAAAUAUAACGGAGACACAUUACCUGCCCAUCACAGUAUCUCUAUUGAAAUCGCCCAUACCAACACAUCUCACAUCCAUCAAACUUACUUACGCUUGGGAUAGCAGCUACUCUGAGGCGACAGAGGCAUCUUAUGUUGAAAAUUACUUCAAGGUGCAAUCACUCAUCAAAUAUCUAUACAACGCACCGUUGCUGACAUGUCUUGAUCUGACGAACAUCUUUAUUACAUUGAAAGAUAUGGAAAAUCUACACGCCAGCACACCCAACUUAAAGACAUUACACCUCAAUAAAAUGCUGCUUUGUCUGCACACCGAGAUAGAGUCAGUCAUUGAUGAUGUAUACAUCGAAUCGACUAAAAAUGGAAUAGAUGUCAAGGAAAAAGCCAGCAAUAUUAAGGACAUUACCUUGUCAACAAUGGACAGCGUUGCCACCGAGGAUGAAUUGAAUGAUGCUGUGAUUAUCAAGUGGCUUGAAUACACGGGCAAAAAGUAUUCAGAUCUACAUAGCUUCUGCUUCUACCGAGCCAUGGAUGACAUUACAAGCCCUACAGGAUUCAAGCUGGAGAAACCUCUGGCACUUGCCUGCCGCAACUGGCCUCAACUGAAAUCGUAUGACACAAACACAUGUCCGUUAAGCAUUGAUAUUUUGAAGGAAUUUGACGAUAACGGGGUUGAGCUGAAUCAUCUUGGCAUCAGCGGCAACAGAGUGACUUUGGAGGAGCAGCUCUUGUUUGUACAAGUCUCGGAUCAAGCCAAGCAUCUCAACUCACUCAAGAUCAGAUACAGUAACGACAGUUUCCAUCACCAGAAUGGCCCCAAUCACAAGUGGAUUUCCAUCAUCAGUGCAUUCCGAAAUCUGCAUACGCUGAACGUAUCAAGCCGAGUGGAGCAAAGCGAAUAUGAAAUCGACAUGCUGCCGAUGGUCUUGCGCGAAGUGCCCACGCUUAAAUACUUUACCAUUGGAAGAAUGCUGGCGAAUGUCAAGGUAGAAAACACACCAACACUAACACAACCCACCUUACUGGAACAUCUCACCAUCACACGCUGUGGUAUCACAAAUGACAAGGAGCUCAGCAACUGCAACGCCAUUGUCAACAAUGUCAUCUUGUUCUCUCCCAACCUCACCACAUUUAUCUUUGAAACGGAUGGCUAUUAUGAAAAUCGACUUAUUCAUUGCGCCAAGAAGAAGCGAAAGAACAUGGCAUUGGAGCUGAAUUUUGAGCAUCAAGACCAUCUCAAGAACCUGGAGGUCAACUUUGAAGAAAGCCAAUACUUUAAGCUGUACAAUGCAGACGGCAAGAGUCAGUGGUAUUAUCAAAAGCAGUUCUUUGUCGGCCAACCGUAUCUGAGGGUCACCAAUUUCAAAAAGAUCUCUGGAUUGCCACAUGGCAAACGCCUCUACACCAAAGUAAAGCUGUGCAAUAACAAAACCUUGACCAUCAAUUCCAGAAGACUUAUAUCUAAUGAAUUCGCAUCAUGA
Messenger RNA from Mucor velutinosus, 1866 nucleotides. RefSeq lists its product as uncharacterized. The record is from RefSeq and is a predicted model, not a curated record. Lineage: Eukaryota; Fungi; Mucoromycota; Mucoromycetes; Mucorales; Mucoraceae. The transcript has a single exon. The coding region runs from base 1 to 1866 and encodes 621 amino acids. Gene Ontology annotation, molecular function: protein binding.